UGGCACGCAGCCCAGGAGUCUGUACGCAUCGAUCGCGAGCGCGGUGCGAUUGCUUCUGUCUGUUGUUUAGGUAUGGCGCCCGCGAGGAGGCGGAGAGGCGGCUGGGACCCCGAGGGGGGACUUACUGGGUGCUGACCGCUGCCCAGGGCCGAGUGGGCUAUGGGGGAGCCCAGCUUCUUGGUCACGGGAGACCACGUCGGCGGCCGGAGCUGCUGCUUGCGCAGGGGGGGGAUGAACGCCGACUGGCUGGGGCCGGGGGGUGCUGGGGCCAAGGGCCUGGCCGGAGGGACCCGGCACCGAAGGACGGUGUCUCUUACAUUGUUAUUAUCUUCCCAGGUGACUAUAGGACGAGGACUUGGUGUCACAUACCAACUGGUAUCCAAAAUCUGCCCUCUGAUGAUUUCUCGAAGCCACUGUGUUUUGAAGCAGAAUCCUGAGGGCCAGUGGACAAUCAUGGACAACAAGAGUCUGAAUGGUGUUUGGCUGAAUGGAGAGCGUCUGGAGCCUUUAAAGGUCUAUUCUAUCCGUCAGGGAGACCACAUCCAGCUUGGCGUGCCUCUGGAAAACAAGAAGAAUGCGGAGUAUGAAUAUGAAGUGACCGAAGACGACUGGGAGAGGAUGUAUCCCUGUCUUGCCCCAAAGAACGUCCAAAUGAUGGAAAAAAAUAAGGGGUUGAGAACUAAAAGGAAGUUUAAUUUGGAUGAAUUAGAGGGUUCUGGGGCUGAAGGCCCCUCACAUUUGAAAUCCAAAAUAACUAAAAUGUCCUGUGAACCUGGACAGCCGGUGAAGUCACAUGGGAAAGGCGGAGUGGCCAGUCGGCCCUCUGAAUGUUCGGCUCCUAAGCUGACUACUUUGGAGCGAAGCCAGAAGACCACAGGGACUCAUAUUUAUCCUGGCCCCCCAAAAGUUGUAGAGCUUCAUUAUAAGAAGCAGAAAGCUUCAAACUCUUCAGCAUCUCAGAGCAGCUUAGAGCUGUUUAAGGUAACCAUGUCCAGGAUUCUGAAACUGAAAACACAGCUGCAGGAGAAACAAGUAGCUGUUCUGAAUGUGAGAAAGCAGACCCUGAAGGGGAACUCGAAGAGAAUUGUGAAAAUGGAGCAGGAGCUGCAGGACUUACAGUCUCAGCUGUGUGCGGAGCAGGCUCAGCAGCAAGCCAGAGUGGAGCAGCUAGAGAAGACCUUCGAGGAAGAGCAGCAGCACCUCCAGGGUUCAGAGAAAGAGCAAGGAGAAGAGGACCUGAAGCAACAGCUGGCCCAGGCUCUGCAGGAGCAUCGAGCUCUGAUGGAUGAGCUGAAUCGCAGCAAGAAGGACUUUGAAGCAAUCAUUCAAGCCAAGAACAAAGAAUUGGAACAGACCAAGGAAGAGAAGGAGAAGGUGCAAGCACAGAAGGAAGAAGUUCUUAGCCACAUGAAUGACGUGCUCGAGAAUGAGCUCCAGUGUAUUAUUUGCUCGGAAUACUUCAUUGAGGCCGUGACCUUGAACUGUGCCCACAGUUUCUGCUCCUACUGUAUCAAUGAGUGGAUGAAGCGGAAGGUAGAAUGCCCUAUUUGUCGGAAGGACAUCAAGUCCAAAACCCACUCCCUGGUUCUGGACAAUUGUAUUAAUAAGAUGGUAGAUAAUCUGAGCUCAGAAGUGAAAGAACGACGAAUUCUCCUCAUGAAGGAACGAAAAGAAACUUUUCUUUGUCUCCAAAGCAAAGAGAAUGUCUUGAAGACCAUUGUUCUAAGAGCUGGUGUAGGAUAGACUACUGGACAGUGGGAGCUUGCGAUGGCCUGGAAGACUCUGGAUGUGACUCGGGCCAUCUGGAGGUCAUCUGAGAAGCCACAUGGCACAGACUGAGCCGGGAAGCCCUCUGUCUCUCGCCUUCCAUGUUGGCCAGCCUUGCUGCCACCAUUGCCUGAAGGCCCACCGAGACUCACGACACCGGCCGCUUCAGGGUACUUAAUAGACUGCUUCUCUACACGUUGAAUGGAACAUUCGGGUUCUGUUUGUUUAUUAUUAAUAUUUUUAUUUUUGUUGUUGUUAUGGUUUGAUGCAUCAAAAAUACCUCUGCCCACAUUUGUUUGGGGCAGGUUGGGUGUACUCCAUGGCUGCCCCUGAAGGUAGCCUCUAUUUUGAGAGGAUGGCUUACCUCUUCUUUGUGAAAAUAAGAUGUCGUUUCCUGAAAAUAAAACGUAAAGCCUAUCCGUCGCUCA
This is a messenger RNA of Tupaia belangeri chinensis (Chinese tree shrew), 2195 nucleotides long. It is a transcript of the gene RNF8, whose product is annotated as ring finger protein 8. Lineage: Eukaryota; Metazoa; Chordata; Mammalia; Scandentia; Tupaiidae. The record is from RefSeq and is a predicted model, not a curated record. Gene Ontology annotation, biological process: protein K48-linked ubiquitination; double-strand break repair; ubiquitin-dependent protein catabolic process. Gene Ontology annotation, molecular function: metal ion binding; ubiquitin protein ligase activity; histone binding. The transcript has 8 exons. Bases 160 to 1743 code for a protein of 527 amino acids. Gene Ontology annotation, cellular component: ubiquitin ligase complex; nucleus; cytosol.